AUGCGCCGCGAAGACUGCCCUACGGCUAACGAUAACAGUAUUACUCCUAGGAAAUGUGUUUGGUUACCUGAACCACAUGAUCCAAGGCCAAGUGUUUGGGCAGACAAUGCGUUAUGCCUACCACUUCACUCGAAAAUUGAAUUGAUAUGGUCAUGGUGUGGUCCAAUUCCCAAUAUAUCAUGUGUACACUUGUACGAUGCUGAAGCACCGGCCAUUUUUAAUGAUAAUUUCAUUUGUUGGAAAGAAAAUCAAUGA
Messenger RNA from Adineta steineri, 255 nucleotides. NCBI's taxonomy places the organism in Eukaryota, Metazoa, Rotifera, Eurotatoria, Adinetida, Adinetidae. The record is from the annotation of a GenBank genome assembly.